AUGGCCCAACCAGGGGGAACAACAGGGCCAUCACGGCAGGUGUUGGCUGUGGACAGCCACCUCCUGGGGCUGCCUGGGGCCAAGGAUGCUGCAGAUGGCACAGGGGCAGGUGCUGAGUUAUCUUUUUUUUUUUUUUUUUGGUACACAGGCAAAUAUAGAACAGCUCAUAAACCUCAUUCAAAACCAAAAGUAUCAGAUGCUUUUGAGGUAGAUUUUCUGGCGAAUGGAAGGGACACAAAAUCAGUGGGCCGCUUUCAAUCGGAGGAGGAGCUGUGGGCCCGCUUGGAAGAGCUUGAGAGACAAGAAGAGAUACUUGGUGAACUUGACAGGAUGCCUGAUACAGUUGAGACAAAUGGAGAAGAUACAACCUCCUCAGAAGAGGAAAAGGAGGAUAAGAGAAUGGAUCUCAAUGGAACACACAGAGUGGAAGACUCUAUUACUCAGGGCAACUUCCAGAAAGAAGUAACAAAUUCAGAUGUGUUUGUUCGCCAUGUUAAUGGCUCUACGUACUACCACAGCGAUGAUGAAGAUGACACAGAUGUUGGAGAUAGCUUCGUUCCAACUAUUUUUUUCUCUCAUACUGUUGAACCUAAAAGGGUAAGAAUAAACACAGGAAAAAAUACUACUUUGAAAUUCAGUGAAAAGAAAGAAGAGGCCAAGCGUAAAAGGAAGAACAGCAAUGGCAAUGGCCAUGGCCAUGGCCAUGCAACUCCAGAACUGCCCAACAUCAAAACCCCAGCAGACAUUUACCGAGUCUUUGUUGAUGUUGUGAAUGGAGAAUAUGUCCCUCGUAAAUCAAUUUUGAAGUCUCGAAGCAGGGAGAAUAGUGUUUGUAGCGAUACCAGUGAGAACAGUGCUGCUGAGUUUGAUGACAGACGAGGAGUUCAGAGGAGUAUUAGCUGUGAUGAAGCUACUCAGAGUGACAACAGCGAAGGCAUACUGGAGGAAGAGGAGGAGGUGGGGCAGCAGCAGCAACCAAAAAAGCUUCCUCCCUCUUCAGGGACAACCGAGGUACAGUUUUUAAUUAAUUAUUGAUUGUUGGCAGGGAUAAAAACGAAAAAUCCAAAGAAUAUAGUUGCUUACACCAUCAGUUUGUUUGAUUUUCUUUAAAAUGAUAUUCUAACUCCUACCUAGUUUUGCUUCAGAAGGACGUUAUCAGAUGACAGGUUUUUGUCAUAAACAGUGUAGAGGCAGAGGGCAGGAAACGAGGCAGCUGGCUUCUCCCUGUCCUCAAACUCUCCUGUAAAGGUCCAGCAAAGUAGUUAUAUGUGCCCUUGACUGGGCCAUCCUGAAAAUUUCCCUUCAGGGUGUAUAGUUGACU
Messenger RNA from Meleagris gallopavo (turkey), 1321 nucleotides. The record is from RefSeq and is a predicted model, not a curated record. Lineage: Eukaryota; Metazoa; Chordata; Aves; Galliformes; Phasianidae.